Molecule: messenger RNA, 1103 nt
Organism: Arachis ipaensis
Lineage: Eukaryota; Viridiplantae; Streptophyta; Magnoliopsida; Fabales; Fabaceae
Source: RefSeq, a predicted model, not a curated record
AUGUCAUCAGAACUAGAGGAUGCAAAAGAAUUUGGGAAAUACUUAUUAAAACUGAAAGAGAAGAAUCAGAAUUUCUUUUUCGAGCUCGAACUCGAGGAUGAUCAGUCGAUUAAGCUUGCUUUUUGGGUGGACGCAAGGAGCAGGGCCGCCUGUGAGUAUUUCGGAGAUGACCAGGGUCGCAGCCGAGCUGCCAUCCCCUUCUCUAUCGCUCCUAGGCAUCGGCAUGCCCUCCUACUCCCUCAGUGGUCUCUGUCUCGCAAACCCUCGUUGGAUUCGGAAUCCUCUGUCUUUGUCUCAAUCGGCACCGUAAGCACUGGUUUUAUGAAUUUUGCAAAGGGAGUUGGAGGCGGUGGGAAGAGGUUGGUGGUGCUUGAUGAAAUGUACAAGAGGGAUAUUUUGAUCCCUACAGCUGGUGGAGCCUCCAUCACCAUUAGAGGGGUCUCUGAGGACAUUCGUUGUGAUAAAGGGGAUAGAAUAAGGUUCAAAUCCGAUGUGCUUGAGUUCAACCAGAUGUCUGAGUUGUUAAAUCAGAAAUCGGCAGUGCAAGGGAAAAUACCUUCUGGCUAUUUCAAUGCUCUUUUUGAUUUAAGUGGUAACUGGUUGAGGGAUGCUGCUGACAUCAAGUAUCUUGCUAUUGAUGGUUAUUUCAUUUCGCUUGACUAUUUACAUCUAACAGCUUCUCCACUUGUGCUGCAAGAGGAAGUUAAGAAGUCUGUUCCUGCUCAAUGGGACCUGGCGACAUUGGCUAGGUAAACACCACGCCCCUACUAUGUUUAGUAAGUAGAGUGGCGAAUUCACUAAAUUAAUCUUUGUAUUCCUGGUGUAAAUAUUGAGUGUCUUGAAUUCAAUUCGUUGUUGGUUGUUAUACAUUCAUCAUUUUGGCGAUCCUACAAAAUUUAGCCUAGUUGUUGUCUUAUUGAUGAACCGAACAGACUAAUGAAAGAGUUUCGACAUUGAUAGCACCCAUCUCAUUUGAUGUGGAGUGAUCUUGACAGUUUGAUAUGGUGUUUAAGUUUGGGUUUCUAUGUUGAUUCGUAUGUGAUGCUGAUGAAUUUUGUUAGGCAGGUUCAUUCAGACAUAUGGUACACACAUAGUAGUAGGUA